Fusarium sp. VM40 is the source of this 1269-nucleotide messenger RNA. Lineage: Eukaryota; Fungi; Ascomycota; Sordariomycetes; Hypocreales; Nectriaceae. The record is from the annotation of a GenBank genome assembly.
AUGAUCCUCGGUCCCAUAAGUCUCAUUGAUUGCGGAGUCUUUCUCAUCUUUCUCGCACCUCAACUAAUAUGGAACGCUGGAUUUUUUUUUACCUUGUUCACGGCUAUCAAGGCUCUUCCAUUUCUCCUGAUCCAACUUCCUUUUGAUUUCAUCACAGAUCGAUAUCUGACUCACCCCAGUCGGCAACUACCAUUCACACAGACAGCUUCAGUAUUUGAGGAUUUUGUGAUACGCUGUGUGCGAUAUGCCUUCGCCAACAUCCCCGCCAAAGUUGGGAGAGUUUUCUUUAGCAAGCAUGUCGCUCUGCCAUUUAUUCGAUGGCGCAUGCUUCGGCAUGGCUAUAUCAGGUCCCCUGUUCACCACCAGGAAUACACCAUUGGAACAGGCGAUGUCCAAGCGAAAGGUACUUGGAUCAUGCAUCAGCCAGAGCAUCCUCCGGAUUUUGUCCUAUAUUAUGCACACGGCGGUGGGUUCUUGAUGGGCUCAACCUAUUUUUACCUUGAGUUCCUCAUGGCCUGGCAUCACCUCCUUGUCGACGCCGGAUUCAAGAAUCCUGCUAUAUUCGCGCUCGAGUACACCCUGGUGCCCGAUCAAGUCUAUCCAAGGCAGGUCUUGGAGGCGCUAGAAGGCUACAGGCACGUUCUUGAGGUUGUCGAAGAUGCCUCCAAGGUCUGCGUUUCAGGCGACUCGGCGGGUGGCUCGCUGAUUCUUAGUAUGCUUCUUGAGUUGGGCGCUCAAGCUGGUAACCAAGAGAGGAAGGGUGUCAAGAUCAACAUUCAGGGUGGCCUUGCAGUUUCAGAUCCGCCACAUCUGCCUCUGCCCCGAAUGGCUACACUUAUUUCGCCAUGGAUAACACUCAUGUCCAACUUACACUACAGCUCCAAGAGUGACUUCUUGGACAAGCGUACCUUGUGGAAGUAUGCACAGGAGUAUGCGGGUGAGGACAUGAUCCAUCAACAACCAGCUUCCCCUGGGAAUUGUGUCGAUGAAAAACUUUGGAGGGCGGCCAGUCCAGAAAGGGGAUACUUCAUCAUCUUUGGUGAAGAAGAAGUUUUCGCUCCAGACGUGGAAGAUUUUCUCAAGCGACAGGCUAAGAUUGGCAUUCAAGCCGAAGGACAGAAGUUUGACGGAGGAAUCCAUGCAUGGCCAGUCGCGUCACUAUUCCUGUCCAGUACAGAGGACAAGCGCUUGCAGGGACUUCGAACUGCUGUCAAGGAGAUUAGAAGACGAAUGCUUGAAUGGGGUACGUUGAACGUAGAUAAGGUAUAA